Meriones unguiculatus (Mongolian gerbil) is the source of this 2520-nucleotide messenger RNA. RefSeq names its product ubiquinol-cytochrome-c reductase complex assembly factor 1. Gene Ontology annotation, biological process: mitochondrial respiratory chain complex III assembly. The transcript has 10 exons. NCBI's taxonomy places the organism in Eukaryota, Metazoa, Chordata, Mammalia, Rodentia, Muridae. The record is from RefSeq and is a predicted model, not a curated record. Gene Ontology annotation, cellular component: mitochondrion. Bases 139 to 1041 code for a protein of 300 amino acids.
CGCGGGUUCGCAGCGCGACCUCUACGCCCGCGCCGCCCGAGCCCGGCUACCUCGGAGGAGAGGACGGCGUCCUGAGGGGGUGGUGACGCUCGGGAUUCCGGAAGCCCACCCUUCACCCGGAAAUGAUUGUGGAGGAACAUGGCGUUGCUGGUGCGAGUCCUUAGGAACCAGGCUAGCAUCUCCCAGUGGGUUCCGGUAUGCAGCCAGCUGGUAUCAGCGUCCCCUACCCAGAGGCAGUGGGGCAGGGCUCCGGCCAGCACGUCUCAGCGGCCCCAGGUGAAUCAGGCGCACUUCUGUGCGGGAUCAGAGCAGACCGCUGGAGUGGACACUCUGCAGAAUAGAAAAUACCACACUGCGAGGAGGAAGCUUUCUGCUCCCCAAGAUUUCCCGAAGCCUGUUGAAGAGAAGGUUGGUCCCUUCACGAAGAUAAUAGAAGCCAUGGGAUUCACUGGACCUUUGAAAUAUAGUAAAUGGAAGAUUAAGAUCGCAGCCCUACGCAUGUACACGAGCUGUGUGGAGAAAACUGACUUUGAGGAAUUCUUUCUGAGGUGCCAGAUGCCUGAUACAUUCAACUCCUGGUUUCUUAUAACCCUGCUUCAUGUCUGGAUGUGUCUAGUCCGAAUGAAGCAGGAAGGCCGGACUGGAAAGUACAUGUGCCGGGUCAUAGUUCAUUUCAUGUGGGAAGAUGUGGAGCAGCGAGGCAGAGUCAUGGGGGUCAAUUCCUAUAUCCUAAAGAAGAACAUGGCCUUCAUGACAAACAAUUUCUAUGCGUCAAUCUUGGGGUAUGACGAGGGGAUCCUUUCAGAUGACCGUGGGCUAGCUGCUGCCCUCUGGAGAACCUUCUUCAACCAGAAAUGUGAAGACCCUCGACAGCUUGAAUUGCUGGUGGAAUAUGUGAGGAAACAGAUGCAAUACCUGGACUCCAUGAACGGCGAGGACCUGCUUCUGACAGGGGAAGUGAGAUGGCGCCCUCUGGUGGAGAAGAAUCCACAAAGCAUCUUGAAGCCCCAUGCUCCUACUUACAAUGACGAGGGUCUUUGAGAGACUGGUCCCUCUGGACGGUUGGCUGGCUGGUUUUGAGGAAUCCUCCAAGGAAGAAGUGCCUAUUUGUCCCGGGACCCUGAAGAAGGUGGUCUGAAUUGACUUUUGAACAGCACCUGUUGAAUACUCGGCCCGUUUGUGUUGAGUUUCUUCUUCCUGAUCCCAGGAGACUGAUCCGGUGGGGGUGCUGCUGGGAGGUCCUCUCGCUCUUCUGACAUGUCCCCUCCUUCAAGAGAAGCCCCAAGCACACUUCCCAAGUCCCUCCAGCAACACGCGUGACUGAGAGCUCUUUGCGAAGGCUGAGAAAGGGAUGGGUAGGUUAGAAAGGGGUGCCCUCAUCAGGGGCCCCUGUCCCUGGAAGCAGCUUAUAAUGCUUCUAAGUCAAGACGGUGACCAUAUACUAUCCCCCAGCUGUGAGCCAUGCGGUUCAAGUAGCCAUUAAAAAGAGACGUUUUCUGCCAUGGUUCUUCUUUGUUCCAGGAUCUUUUAGAAACAUAGGUAAAGCCGGGUGUGAUGGCACAUGUCUUUAAUCUAAGCGCUUGGGAGGCAGACACAGGCAGAUCUCUGAGUUUGAGGACAGCCUGAUCUACGGAGUAAGUUCUAGGACAGCCAGGGCUACACAGAGAGACCCUGUCUCGAAAAACCAGAAGAAAAGAAGGGAAAUGUAGGUGAGAGGCAGGAUGCGCCAAGCUCAAGAAUUAACUCCAGCUCAGUUAGAGGCGGCGAGAGAGGUAGGUCAGGGACUCUCUGCUCUCCUGUCUCCAGGUCACAGAGAGGAGUCACUGCCUGGGCAAAGCACGGUCUGUGGGCAUGUUCUCUGGGACUCGGGAGGUCUCUGAGGAUCAAGGGGCUUGUACAUCCUAAGUCAUUUAGAAAGAACAAAAGUCCCUUUGUCACCCAGAGUGAACUGGGGAAGGAACACACUGUGUCUCUGCUCUCUCAGCCUCCCUUUACAUGAGAUAGUGUGGCAAAGAGUAUAUUCUUCCUGGCCUGUUGGUACCACCCCAAGCACCCGCCAUAGGCCAGCUGCUGCCCGCUCCCCGCUGUGUAAAGCAUGUGCUUUAAGGGGCACUUGAGGGGCCUCUUCUCUCCUCUCUGAGAGUUUGGGUCAUCUCUUGGAAGGUUUUCUGAAAUUGAGGAAAGGGGUGGGACCCGUCUCCCCCCUCCAGCUUCCUUCAUUGAACUUGCUAUAAAAUGAGUCAUAUAAAGAAACUCUAUACUGUGAGGUAUACGCCACUUCUGUGAAAACAUUACAAAUCAAGCCGCCCUCUUGGUUUAUUUAAGAUGCUUUUGUUGCAAGCGGGGCUCUGGGGUGAAGCGUCCUCUGUGAGUGUGAGAUAAUAGCACCUUGUAACUCAUUACAUCUGGGCACUAUUUACAUAAACCAGAGGCGAGCCAGGCAGGAAUUUGCUGAUUAAUUUAUUUUUAAUGGAGUGAAGUAUGCCAUGCACCAAAAUAAACUUUACUGUGUGUACCUAA